AUGGGGGACCGGUGGGAGAGCAAAGUGCCAAGGCGGGGAGCGCUUAGGCCCCGCUCGCCGGUGGCCCGGGAGAGGCAAAGGCUCGCAGACACCCCAACACCCGCUCUGGUCGCGCACGCUCGGACCGGGGAGGGGUGGGAGCGGCCACGAGCUCUGGGCCGGGCCGGAGCUGCCGGGCUCCAGAGGGGACGCCCCCCUCCCGACACCCCCCGCUCCCGGGCCCCUCUUCGCCGUGGGAAUGAACCGGAGUCCUGGGCUCUGGUGACGCGGAGCUUCGGUGAGGAGCUCGCGCCGCGAGCGGGCAGCCACGGAGAGGAGCGCCCCCUCCCCGGGCGCCCGGGAGCGCAGACGUGGGCGGCGGCGAGCGGCGGCCCCCCUCCGCUCCCCUCCCCUCCCCCGCCGGCCCGGCCGUCCCCUCCCCGCGCGGCGCUCCCGCGUGUGCGGGUGUGUCGGGCCCCGCGCGCUCCCCUGCUNCUGCCGCUGCUCUCGCUCCAGCCCUUGGACCUGCUGCCCGGAGCCUGGGGCGCCCGCGCCCGCACCGCCAACCGGACCCUGAGCGCCGGCGCCGCGGCCGUCGGGGGCCGGCGGCCCGGGGGCGCCCUGGCCCGGGGCGGCCGCGAGCUGAACGGCACCGUCCGGGCGCCCGGCGGCCCGGAGGCGGGGAGCCGGCGGGGACAGCCAGCGGCGGCGGUAGCGGCGGCCAGCGCGGCCGUCACCUACGAGACGUGCUGGGGCUACUACGACGUGAGCGGCCAGUACGACAAGGAGUUCGAGUGCAACAACAGCGAGAGCGGCUACCUGUACUGCUGCGGCACCUGCUACUACCGCUUCUGCUGCAAGAAGCGCCACGAGAAGCUGGAUCAGCGCCAGUGCACCAACUACCAGAGCCCGGUGUGGGUGCAGACGCCCAGCACCAAGGUGGUGUCGCCGGGGCCCGAGAACAAGUACGACCCGGAGAAGGACAAGACCAACUUCACCGUCUACAUCACCUGCGGGGUGAUCGCCUUCGUCAUCGUGGCCGGCGUCUUCGCCAAGGUCUCCUAUGACAAGGCCCACCGCCCGCCGCGGGAGAUGAACAUCCACAGGGCUCUGGCUGACAUCCUAAGACAACAGGGACCAAUCCCCAUAGCACACUGUGAAAGAGAAACUAUCUCGGCCAUCGAUAGCUCUCCCAAAGAGAACACGCCGGUCCGAUCGUCCUCCAAAAACCACUACACCCCCGUGCGCACGGCCAAGCAGACUCCAGGACAUUAUGGGAAGGAUGCUUACCGAAGUGGAGGACCUGAUCUCCAUAACUUCAUCUCAUCUGGAUUUGUCACAUUAGGAAGAGGACACACGAAGGAGAAGCCUCGGAUGAACAACAUCCUGACAUCGGCCACCGAGCCCUAUGACCUCUCCUUCUCACGCUCCUUCCAGAACCUGGCCCACCUGCCCCCAUCCUACGAGUCUGCAGUGAAGACCCACCCCAGCAAGUACUCAUCCCUGAAGAGGCUAACCGACAAGGAGGCUGACGAGUACUACAUGAGGCGGCGGCACCUGCCUGACCUGGCCGCCCGCGGCACCCUCCCCCUCAACGUCAUCCAGAUGUCCCAACAGAAGCCGCUGCCUCGCGAGCGACCCCGCCGGCCUCUCCGGGCCAUGUCGCAGGACCGGGUCCUUUCCCUGGAGCGAGGCCUGCCGGACGACUUCGGCCUGCCCUACGACCGCCUCCUCUCGGACGAGCAGCUGCUCUCCACCGAGCGCCUGCACUCCCAGGACCCGCUGCUGUCCCCGGAGCGGACGGCCUUCCCCGAGCAGUCCCUGGCGCGGGCCAUCUCGCACACGGAUGUCUUCGUGUCCACGCCCGUGCUGGACCGCUACCGCAUGACCAAGAUGCACUCGCAUCCCAGUGCCUCGGAUAACUCGUACGCCACCCUGGGCCAGAGCCGCACGGCGGCCAAGCGCCAGGCCUUCGCCUCGCGCAGACACAACACCGUGGAGCAGCUGCACUAUAUCCCGGGCCACCACACCUGCUACACCGCCAGCAAGACAGAAGUGACCGUGUGA
This is a messenger RNA of Odocoileus virginianus texanus, 2046 nucleotides long. RefSeq names its product shisa family member 6 (gene SHISA6). Gene Ontology annotation, biological process: regulation of AMPA receptor activity; regulation of short-term neuronal synaptic plasticity. The record is from RefSeq and is a predicted model, not a curated record. Lineage: Eukaryota; Metazoa; Chordata; Mammalia; Artiodactyla; Cervidae. Gene Ontology annotation, cellular component: postsynaptic membrane; dendritic spine membrane; AMPA glutamate receptor complex.